UUCCACGGCCGCGCCGAAUAUGCCAGGGCCGCUGCUCGGAGACGUCUUUCCGGAUUUCGAGGCAGAGGCCACCACUGGCCAAAUCAAACUCCACGAGUUUCUCGGUGACUCAUGGGGGAUCUUGUUCUCCCACCCCAAAGACUACACGCCUGUGUGCACCACAGAGCUGGGUCGGGCCGCCAGACUGGAGAGUGAGUUCCGUAAACGCAACGUCAAAAUGAUCGCCCUGUCCGUCGACUGCCUGGAGGAUCACCACGGCUGGACCAAGGACAUCCUGAUGUACAACUGUGAGGAGUCUCCAUCCUGCUCACUGCCCUUUCCCAUCAUAGCGGACAGCAAACGGGAGCUGGCAGUGUCCCUGGGCAUGCUCGACCCAGACGAGAAGGACAAAGAUGGCAUGCCGCUCACUGCCCGCUGUGUGUUUAUCAUUGGGCCCGACAAAAGGCUGAAACUGUCCCUGCUCUACCCCGCCACCACAGGACGCAAUUUUGAUGAGAUCUUGCGGGUGGUGGAUUCGCUCCAGCUCACAGCGGGGAAAAGAUUGGCCACACCUGCCGACUGGAGGCCUGGAGACUGUGUGAUGGUUCCUCCGAGUAUGUCCGAGGAGGAGGCUGCCUCCUUGUUCCCAGCUGGCGUCUACACCAAAGACCUGCCCUCUGGCAAGAAGUACCUGCGCUACACACCCCAGCCAUAAGCACAAUACUGAUCUCCGUCACGCAGACUCUACCUUAAUCUAGCAGGUCUCAAUGGUCCCCUGGACAUCAGGGUCUCAACUACUGCUGGUUUCUUCCCUAAGUAGUAGAUAAAUGCAGUCAGAUGGAAUAAAAACCGGUGGCUUAAGAAACAUUUGAGGUUUUAUGAAUAUAGACAUGUUACAGUAGGUACAGCUUCAGUGAUAAAAGUUGCAAUUUUUGUCCUACUUUUCUAAACGGGGAUUUGUUUUUGAAAGGUUUAGUUGGGAACAUAAACUACCACUGUCUGGUAUAAAAAGUAAGAGCAGAAUUGACGGAAAUAUUUGAAACAAUUGCAUAUGCAGUAUAUUUUGGUAACGUAUGAAUCUGUUUUUGGAGCAAUGCAAGAGGAAGUGGUUUAUGUUGCCAUUCGCACACAAAUUGAGGUAAUGACUGCACUGAACAGAGUUAACUAUUUAAUUACCAGCCAUCACCCUCCUAAUCUUUCCCAAACCAAAUGUAUACAUUAUAUAUUAAAUGGUGUAGUAGUGGCAGAAUUGUAUACUAACAAAUAACUGACUUUAAUAAUUUUGCAUUAGUUCUGAAAGGAAAAGCUAAUCAAUUUGACUGAAAAUCUUGGGAAUUUGCUGUACCUGUCGUCUAAUGGUUGAGUGUUUGGUCCAUGAAUUUCACCUGUGUGGGACAAUAAAAGCUUUAUUGUUGCUA
Xiphias gladius (swordfish) is the source of this 1397-nucleotide messenger RNA. RefSeq names its product peroxiredoxin-6-like. Gene Ontology annotation, cellular component: cytosol; mitochondrion. Gene Ontology annotation, biological process: cell redox homeostasis; cellular oxidant detoxification. The transcript is spliced from 5 exons. Bases 20 to 694 code for a protein of 224 amino acids. Gene Ontology annotation, molecular function: peroxiredoxin activity. The record is from RefSeq and is a predicted model, not a curated record. Lineage: Eukaryota; Metazoa; Chordata; Actinopteri; Istiophoriformes; Xiphiidae.